Sinocyclocheilus rhinocerous is the source of this 3444-nucleotide messenger RNA. RefSeq names its product interferon-induced very large GTPase 1-like. The transcript is spliced from 5 exons. Gene Ontology annotation, molecular function: GTP binding. Bases 1 to 3444 code for a protein of 1147 amino acids. The record is from RefSeq and is a predicted model, not a curated record. NCBI's taxonomy places the organism in Eukaryota, Metazoa, Chordata, Actinopteri, Cypriniformes, Cyprinidae.
AUGACAAAGCAAAAGAGAAGUGAUACUGUAAAGACUAAUGAACAUGAAGAAGAGGAUGAGAACGAGUUCUGUCUUUAUUACUCACCAAACCAGCAGCACCGUGGAGAAGGGAGUGACGGAAGUGCUGACAAGUUAGAAAGGGAGACAAGUGGACUGGCUGGGCAUACUAAUGAUGUUGAGAGGGUGGGAGAGGAAGUAGACACUACCGAGUUUUCACAGGAAGAAUGCCCUGGUGAAGAUGAUGAAGGAGAGCUGAUUCAAAUUGAAGACUCUUUAGGGAUGGAAUACUGUGAGGAAGAACGUUUUGAAGUUGAGAGCACAGCAGAGAACAAGCACUAUGGAACAUCAGAAGUCAGUACAGAUCAACACCUACAACAGGAAGUGUUAAAUAAAAAAAUUAAUCUAUUUCACAGACUUCAUCUUAAAGGCAGACAUCACAAUAAACUGACAGCUGCAGAUGUUCUUCAGUUAGCACAUUCAUUACAGUCCCAUGAGUAUUGUGCUGAAAAAGAGCUGAUUCAGACUUUCAUACAAAAACUACUGAUGAUGAACUACAGAGCAAGAUACCUCAAAACUAAGGAGAACAAUGAGGAAGUUCACAAUGAUCAAGCCAGCUAUGAUUCAUUUAAACAAGGGGCUGAUUCUGAUGAUUUUUUUUUCAAUUUAGGGUCAGUGUCUAAUGAAGAAACAGGCCCAUCUGAGAAAAUCCACCCGAUGGAUGUUCAGAUGGCCGUGUUUCAUUGUGCUGAUGGUUUCCUGAAGCAGCUGAUGGUCACUAAACUGUCCCAGUGUCAGUACGCUCUGCCUCUGCUUGUUCCUGAUCCAUUCACACAACAGAUUGAGUUUCCUCUCUGGACAUUCAGACAAAUCAACAAGAGCUGGAAGAUGAGAAACACCAACAAUGAAGCCAUCAGUCAAACCGAGCCAAUCUACAAGGCAGAAACUCCAAUGGUGUGUUUCUUCAGGUUUGGCUCUGUGUCUUCAUCUAAGUCUCAGCUAAUGAACAGUCUGAUCAAUGAGAAACACAACACGUAUUUCCACAGGAACUGCCCAGGCAGCAGCAGAACCAGAGUCCUGAUGGAUGGAGUGGUGGAGAUCACCUGGUUCUGCCCCUCUGGAUCAUAUGAUGAUAAAUUCACUGAGUGUGUAGCGUUCUGUAAUCUACACGGUGAUGCAGGAGACCAUGAGAAACAGCUGCAGAUCCUCACUGAAAUGAGCUCAGUCAAUGUUGUCCUUCUACCACAACUUCAGAAGAAUGACAGAAGCAUGACAAAACUUGAAGAACUCUAUAAGGGCUCAAAGCCACUCAUUUGUCUUUUUACUGAGGAUAAAUCUGCUGUAACUUUGUUGAAGAAAAAAUAUAAGAUUGGUCUGAAAGACAGAAAUCAGUCAGAAGUAUCUGGUGAACUCAGAAGAGCUAUAAAAGAUUGUCUCUCAGAAUCAUCUUCCACUUUCAGACUUAAAGAUGUGUCGAAACACUCAGACAUCAGAGUAGAUGAGGAAGAUGAUGAUGACUGCAAGAGAGGAAGAGAAGCAGCACAGCAGAUGAUGAGUUUACUGGAGAAGAAAGAUCUGAGAGAAAUCAAAGAAUCGUUUCUGCCUCAUCAGGGGAAACUGUGGCAUCAGUGGAGUCAGACGAACAAAGAACUACAUCGACCUAAAGGAGAUGAGAUAGAAAUGGACAUCAGCAGAAAACAAAAAGAGAUGAAGAAUAUCCGUGAAAUGCAGCAUAAAACUGAUAUCAGUGAGUUUAUAAAGUUCUUCAUUAAAGAAAUUACCUCAGAUACUGGACAUACGAUGUUUUUCAUUAAAUGGCUCGGAAUACUCCUGGAUGAAUAUACAUCUGCUGACUUGUUUGUUCUUCAUCACAAAUAUUAUGAAACAUGGUCAACGGUUUUAAAACUGAAAGAGAAACAUGAACCAGAAGAGCUGACAGUUAAACAAUCAGAACUUGAGAGAAUAUCUGAGGAUCUUCAAGCUGCAGCCCUUGGUUUGGAGCACAUCAUGAGGGAGAUCGGUCAGAUCUAUGAAUCAUGUUCAUCUGUUAAUGAGAACAAGAAAGACCUGCAGAUUCACUUCUCUUCUCUCCCGAGUCUUGCAGCAGAGAUGAUGGGACGAGAUGAACUGGCUGGAAGAUCAACAAGACAUCAUGACAAUGAAUUGGCCACAUUUGUUGUUGGUCUUGCAAAUCUGACCUUGAUCAACAUCUUUGGAGAAAACCAAGCUGAGAUGCAGGAGAUUCUUCAGAUUGUUGUUCAGGCCUUCAUGAGGAUGAAGAAGAAAUCAAACAAGAUGAACAACGACCAACACAUACAUUUCAAGGAAGCAAUAUAUGUUGAGAAGAGAGAAGAGUACUAUAGUAUUUUCCAGAAAUACUGUCAUGGAGCAACAUCAGUUGCCAUUUUUGGUGAGAUCAUCUGUCAAAAACUGAAAGAGCCCUUUGAGCAGAGUGUGUACAAGAAGACUGCCAGAGAUCUGACAGAUGAAAUGAGAACAAACUGUGAAUCACUCAAUGGAAACAGAUCAAAUCUGGAGAAACACAUCCUGAAGGCACUGGCAGAAGAGGAGGAUUUUGACAAAUACAUGAACUACAUUGAUAAUCCCAGAGACCACUUCAAGAGUUUCAUCAGAGAUGAAGUCAGUCGGUACAUCACUGAUAAGUUCAGUGUCAGUUUCAGUGUCAAUGUUUUACCCAAGAUGAAGGAGAACAUUAAACUCCUGCAGCAGAAGAUUAUGAAAGCAGCACAUGAAUCUACUGAACAUGUUCAAGUGAACAGAGGAGAUGCUGGUUUGUGGUUGAAGAGUUUCACACAGCAGCUCUCAGAUGAGCUGAUUUUCUCUGAAAAAGACCUCAGUGGAGUCAAACAUGAUGAUGUUGAUGAUUUCAACCUCCUAGAAGAUGUGUUGAGAAACAAACUUCCUGCUAUAAUAUCUGAUAUCAGCAGUAGAUUUAACACAGAGACAUUUCCAGUAAAGUUAGACUGUAAGGACAGACCAGAUGAGCUUCUGACUGAUCACUUCUGUCAGUGUUGUUGGGUUCAGUGUCCAUUCUGUGGAGCCAUCUGCACCAACACCAUAGUAAACCAUGAUGGAGAUCACAGUGUUCCUUACCAUCGUAGUAUUGGUCUGAAUGGAAUAUAUACAUCGAACUUGUCUACUCAUAUCUGCACAUCAGCAGUAGCAAGCAGCAAUCUAUAUUUUUAUCCCAAUGACCCAGAUGAUAAAGUUCUCUGGAGAGAUUACAGAAGAGCAGGAGGAGUUUAUGCAGACUGGAGCAUCACCCCUGAUCUCUCUGAACUGCCCUACUGGAAGUGGUUUGUGUGCAGAUUUCAGAAAGAUCUGGAAAAAUACUACAAAAAAUUUGAGGGUUAUGUUGAGAUACCAGAUGAAUGGAGAAAAUACUCAAAACAGGAAGCUAUUGAAAGUGUGAAUAAAUACCUUUAA